ACAAUUCUAUUUCUACAGCACUGGUAUCACCUGCAAAGAAGAGCUUAUUGGUGAUCAUCAGUUGAUUACAGCUUCUGUAACACAAACCACCAUCAUGAAACACUUCCUGAGAAUGUUUAUCCAGGUAUGCCUGUACUUCUACUGCAAGUGCUUGUGGCGCUGCCUGAAGUUUGUGGUCAGGAAACUAACGGGGCGAUGCGAAUUGCAAAGGAUCUGUUACAAUACCAAGCCUGGAGCUGCCAGAACUAUGAAAAUAGAGGCAUCACUGAAAGGUUCAAAAAGUAAGCGGCUGCAAACUUCAGUAAGUGUUCACCCUGAUGCUAUUGAAAAAACUAUAGAUGACAUCAUGGAGCUGAAAAAGAUUAAUCCAGAUAUAAAUCCACAGCUGGGAGUAUCUCUUCAGGCCUGCCUGCUGCAGAUCGUUGGGUACAGAAAUCUGAUUGUAGAGGUUGAAAAGCUGCGCCGAGAGCCGUAUGAUUCAGAGAAUCUGCAACAUGAGGAAAUGCUUUUGAAGUUAUGGAAAUGCUUGAAGCCCAAUUCACCAUUGAAAGCUCGGAUUUCGAAGCAGUGGUGUGAAAUUGGUUUCCAAGGUGAUGAUCCUAAAACAGACUUUAGAGGGAUGGGUCUCUUGGGCUUAUAUAACUUGGUGUAUUUUGCCGAAUGGGACACUGAGGUAGCCCAACAAGUUCUUUCUGAUUCUCUUCAUCCUAAAUACAGGGAAGUCACUAAGAAGGAAAUAAGCCAGUUCAGCAAAGUUGAAUGGGAGAAGAAAAAGUUUGAUAAGGCAAUUGGCUACUCGUUUGCCAUUGUGGGCAUUAACAUAACAGACCUUGCGUAUAACCUGCUUGUGAGCGGAGCUCUGAAGACCCAUUUCUACAACGUUGCUCCAGAGGCACCGACACUCACUCACUUUCAGCAGACCUUCUGUAAGUGGGGAAACGGGACGGCUACUUGAUCUGUGUUCUUAUUA
Messenger RNA from Meleagris gallopavo (turkey), 970 nucleotides. NCBI's taxonomy places the organism in Eukaryota, Metazoa, Chordata, Aves, Galliformes, Phasianidae. The record is from RefSeq and is a predicted model, not a curated record.